Messenger RNA from Heteronotia binoei (common prickly gecko), 3675 nucleotides. RefSeq names its product patatin like phospholipase domain containing 8 (gene PNPLA8). Gene Ontology annotation, biological process: arachidonate metabolic process. The record is from RefSeq and is a predicted model, not a curated record. The transcript is spliced from 10 exons. The coding region runs from base 221 to 2596 and encodes 791 amino acids. Gene Ontology annotation, cellular component: membrane. Lineage: Eukaryota; Metazoa; Chordata; Lepidosauria; Squamata; Gekkonidae.
CACCGGCGGGGAGAUUGCGCAUGCUCACGAACUCGAAAGAAAAUGGCUGGUGCUGCCAAGGUUUUGGGUCUCAAGUUCAGUAUUUCAGCUGGAAGUCGGAAGUCUGUAAUUACGACGUGUUGACAUCGAAGAGUGGUUUCAUUGCGCAAAGUAAUGUUUCUGUUUAAAAUAAGAUUUCUGGAGAGAGAGGAUGUUUUGAUUACUUCAGUAUUUUUAAGUGAUGUCAAUUCAGUUUCCUUUAAAUGGUUGUUUGUACUUUGUAAUUGGUUCAAAAAACAUUUGUGUUUGGCCGAGGACCUGGCAACUCUGUUACCAGCAUAGAUCAAAGCUUUUUUGGAGGAUAAACUAUGUUAUCCCUCUUAGAGUUUUCCACACAAACAAGCCACAUCGUAAAUGGAGUAGAGGCAAAACACUGUGGUGUAAUAAGUACCUCUACUGCCAUGACUUUUUGCAUUGCAGGAUUUCAAAACUUAGCACUUCCAAGGAAUUAACAAACAAUCGCAUGUCACGAUUCAAGAACACUUUAGAAUCUGUUUCAAAAGCUGUAUCUGGAACUCACAGUGAAUUAGUUUCACGUAUAGCUCGUCUAAAACCUCAUUCUGGUAUACUGAACAAAUCAACGGAAGAAAAUAGGCAAGGAAACACUUGUCAUGUUAGCAUAGCAAGUGACAGACAAACCAACAUCAGGUCUCAGGAAGAAUGUGAUGAUAGUUUAGAUAUAAAGAAGCCUGCCUUGGCAACUGGAGACCUAGACCCGGGUGGUCCUAGUCAAGGUUCACUGAAAGAUCUUGCAGAUCUCAAAAACAGCCUUUUUCACGUUAGCUACUUUGCUACAAACUUUGGAGAAACAUACAACUUCCUUGCUAGUCACAUCAAUUGGUAUUUUAGUACUAGUGUUAUGGAUAAAGAGAAGAAAGGGAGCUCAUUCCCACCCAAGCCAGAGACUCGAACUGGAGAAGCACUUGAUUCACAAGAAGAAGACUUAUUAAGUAAUGAAAACAGGCUGAAUGCAGCAUCAGCUUUAAUUCCUUCAGCUCAGUCUCCAGAUUCUACAAAGACCAAUGCCACUCCUCCAGCUUCCAGCAAAAAGAGUAUUGCAAAUCUUCUUUCUUACCCCACUAACAGUGUACAGGCCUUUGUGGAUAGUUACAUCGGUGGGCUGGUGCCCAGAUUGCGGUCUGAUGCAAAAUCUGAUUUGCAAGAAAAGAUCCCUGUACAAGAACCUGAGGAAACCUUGAAAGAUGAUGAAGAGACCAGAAGUGCUGAAGAAAAAGAGAAAAGACUGUCUCUUCAAAGGGAAAAGAUUAUUGCGAGAGUGAGUAUUGAUAAUAGAACCCGGGCGUUAGCUCAAGCAUUGCGAAGAUCAUCUAACAGAAGAGUCUAUAUCAACCGGGUUGAAGAAUUGACAUACCAUCUCUUGGAAUUUCCAGAAAGUAGAGGAGUAGCUAUUAAGGAAAAAAUCAUUCCCUGCCUGUUGCGUCUCAGACAAGCAAGUGAUGAAGCUCUUGAGGCUGCUGUUAGAGAGGCGUUGGCAGUGAUUGGAUAUACAGAUCCUGUGAAAGGUUGGGGCAUUCGUGUUCUCAGUAUCGAUGGUGGAGGAACAAGGGGUUUAGUGGCACUUCAGACGCUUCGUAAACUUGAGGAGCUUACUGGAAAGCCUGUUCACCAUCUCUUUGACUAUAUUUGUGGAGUGAGUACAGGGGCUAUAUUAGCAUUUAUGUUGGGGAUAUUUCAUAUCCCACUGGAUGAGUGUGAAGAACUUUAUCGCAAACUAGGAACUGACGUGUUCAAGCAAAAUGUCAUUGUCGGAACUGUUAAAAUGGGCUGGAGCCAUGCAUUUUAUGACAGUGAAAGCUGGGAGAAGAUGCUUAAAGACAGAAUGGGAUCAGAUGUUAUGAUUGAAACGGCAAGAAAUUCAAGGUGCCCUAAGGUGGCUGCAAUAAGCACUAUUGUAAAUCGAGGAACACCAUUGAAAGCCUUUGUAUUUAGAAAUUACAAUCAUCUACCUGGAAUCAAGUCUCACUAUCUUGGAGGCUGUCAGUAUAAAUUAUGGCAAGCGAUCCGAGCAUCAUCCGCUGCACCAGGCUACUUCCAGGAGUAUAUUCUGGGCAAUGACCUUCAUCAGGAUGGAGGGCUGCUCUUGAAUAAUCCUACGGCUUUAGCAGUGCAUGAGUGCAAAUGUCUUUGGCCGAAUAUACCUCUGCAGUGUGUAAUAUCCUUGGGAACUGGCCGAUACGAAAGCGAAGGGAAGACCAAUGUCACCUAUACAAGUCUGAAAGCUAAGCUGAGUAAUGUCAUCAGCAGUGCCACUGACACUGAAGAAGUCCACACUAUGCUGGAUGCUCUUUUACCUCCAGACACGUACUUCAGAUUUAACCCACUGAUGAAUGAAGACAUAGCUCUAGAUGAAAGCCGCAAAGAAAAGCUUAAUCAGUUACGGACAGAUGGCAUUCGAUAUUUAGAACGGAAUGAAGAGAAGCUGAAGAAAGCUGCCAAAAUAUUAUCAGAGGGAAAAACAACUUUGCAGAGACUCAAUGACUGGAUUAGGUUGAAGGCUGAUAUGUACGAAGGACUACCAUUCUUUUCCAAAUUAUAAAUAUGUAAAGUAUGAAAAGUCAUCAAAGUAAAACAUAUUUCAGAAAUCUGUAUUGUAUUAAAAGGCACUGAAAUUGUAACGGUUGUAAUUCCUUAUGAUUAGCUGUUUAUAAAUUCACAGGAGGGGAGCACUUCAGUCAGUGAUGACACAGGGCAAGCCUGUUGCCUUGGAUCUGAAGAUUCUACUGCAUGCACAGAAAACACUUUUGCUCACAUGGCAAGGCGGGGUGUCCUCUGGUUUCUCCUCCCCCUCCAUUUGGCCCCCUAAAAAUCUGCUCUUGAUUUUUCUAGAUCCAGUUGCCUUUGGGAAGGUAUUGCUGUGGUAACACCACCUUGCCUGAUCAGAAGUACAUUCUACUUCCGCAGAACGUAGAAAUACAUUCUACUUCCGCAGAAUGAUCUUCUUUACCAUUUUUGAAAGAUUUUACUGAGUCAGUGUUUUCAGAACUUCACAAUGGUACAAAUUAAAAUUAUAUACUGAAAUCAUUUGGAUUUUUAUCUGCGGUUUGUUAUGGUCUAUUUAAAUUUGUGAUAAUGGUGAAAGAUUAAUUUGUUAUAUUCAGAAAAUAUAUUCCAAAAUCAUGCUGUCGACACAACCAUAAUAUAUUUACCAUUUGGAGUAGGUGUAUAGGUCAAAUUGAACAGCCUGCUCUGCACUUAAGCCAGAAUAAGUAAAACCAUUUUAGCCCAUGGAAACCAAUGGAACUUGAACUGUGUUGCAGAUUGAAUUGCAAUUAUUGUAAAUUUUCAGAAUGCAUUGAGGUUGUGGCACUGCCAAUAAAUGUCAUCCCUUCUGUUUAAUGGAGAUGUGCAUUGCCUUCUGGCAAAAUCUGUGCAUGUAGAAAGGUGUAUCAUGUACAUUGGAUCUAUACACAAGUUUACUUCAUGCACUACGAUAUUUAGCUGAUUACACUGAGUUCUAAAAUGGUUGACAUCAACCUGUAUUUUGUUUGAUACAUUAAAGUCUUUUCAUCGGUUCUGUUGCAAGGUAAUUUCCUAUUUGUAUGCAAUUCUGAAACAUACCAUAAACCUGAAACAUACCAUAUGUCUUGCAAGGAAGAAAAUAAAUUCUUAAAAUGA